UGUUUUUUCGAACACGGAUAUUUUUUUCCACGGAUUAUUUUGAUUUACCGGAGGGUAUAUCACAAUUACUUUUAAAAUAAGGAACAAUUUUAUUAAAAUAAUUAUUUAAUCAUUUGAAACGUCUAUUUUAAAAGUUAUUUUUAGUUUCCCAAUAAUUUUAAUUUUAAGCAAGCAAAGCAAUGUUAUAACUAAAACGACAAUUUAUGUUUCCCAUUCACACCCGGAUCAUAAAUUUUUGUUUUUAUCGAGGUAAAGUGACAGAGUCUCAAGAUGAGCAUUUCAGUAAACUUUAAAUCGGAUGCUGGGUGAGGAUCAAUAGUUUUAUGUCAAAUAACUAUUAUGUGAUUGCUUUAAUGAUAUUUUUUAAUCUUUUACUUUUGUACGUCAGCUAUAUCUUUUUCUGAGAAGAAAACAAAAUAUCAACUACAAGCAUAUUAACGGAAACACCAAGGAUAUUGACGAUUAAACAGGAGAAUAUUUAUUUGUCAACAGACAGGAUAGCUACAACUUUAGUUUAACGCGCACCAUCAGAAAGAACAUCCAAAAAUGUUGGCUGAGAAGUUAUCGUCAAUUUCAGAGUAUGAUGAAAAUUCAACUAGAACAAGUUUGACUGGAUUAAGUUCAUAUACAGGAUACACAGUACAUAACCGCUCCCCAAGUGGCGAUUCACUGAAUACCAUCUCUUCUACAAUCACAAACAACACAAAUAAGUAUAGUAGAAAUGGAUUACCUGGGGAUAGGAAAAUUGCUACCGAAAAUGCAUUGCAGCAAAGGCUAAGGACUAAAAGUCUGGCUCAAACGCACAACUAUCAAUUUUGCAAGAAAAUUCGAAUUACAAUGGCUUUGAUAGGAAUUCUUCUCCUAGUGGCUGCAAUUUUUAUGUUGAGUUUUUAUUUGCCUAAACAAUAUGAGAGUGAGACUAUAGCAACUAAAGCAAAAAUUAUUGAAAAGAAAUAUACUGUAUUUGGCAAGAACAUAUUUAUUGAUCACAAGGACUAUUUGACACUGCGAUUUUCUUCCAAUGUCAGUGCUUUGGUUGCAGAAUCAGAAAGCAAGCCAAAUAUUGCAUUAAAGGUCGAUCUUGGGCAGCAGUUAUCUGAAGCAGCAAAAAAGAAUUUCUCAGUUCACUACACAAAUGACUCAUUGACAAUAAAAUUUCAAGAACUUGAUUUAGAUGUAAUCACAUUAACAAUAACAAAGCUAAACUUUAGUGAUCAGUGCUAUGAAGUUUAUUGGAUAUCAAGUUAUAAUAAUAAAUUGGAAGAUUGUUUUGACACAAAGUUUUCUCAUUGGUUUGGACUUGGAGAAGUCUUUAACCAAACAUGGCCAUUAGACAAAACGUCUUUUCCAAUGACACCUUUUUUAACUUCUGACUACCUUGAUAGUUAUCAGCCUAAUAUUUUUGGUAGUGUAUUAGAACCAUUUGCAGUUAACAGCAAAGGGGCGGGGAUUUAUAUUGAUGAACAUGUGCCAUUACAUGUUAGUAUGAAUGAAGUAACUAAGAAGCAUCCUAAAGGUGAUAAGUUUUGUAUCCGUGCUGACUUGAAAGACUACUACAACGUGAAAUAUGUCAACACAAGCUCCACAAACUUACUGAAAUAUACUGUUUGUAUCAGAGAUAACAUAAAAGAUGUUCAUAAGGUUAUGUUUGAUAAGUUUAUUGAAAAGCCAGAGAAAGUUCCAGAUAAACGAAUGAUGACUCAACCAAUAUGGUCAACUUGGGUACAAUUUCGAACACAUAUAAACCAGAGUGUCAUAUUAAAAUUUGCAGAGGAAAUCAAAAAUCAUGGAUUUGAAAGGAGUCACAUACAAAUAGACGAUUCAUAUUCUACACAGUAUGGAGAUUUUAAUUUUAAUCCUGAAAAGUUUAGUGACCCAAAUCUAAUGAUUGAUAUUUUAAAAAGUUAUGGUUUUCGGAUAACCGUUUGGGUAUAUCCUUUUGCAGGCUUAAAAUCUAAGGCUUUUCUUCGGGGAUUACCAUAUUGGAUGAAAUUUGGUAAAAAAGGAGCUCCUGGGAUAACAAAGUGGUGGCAUGGUUUUGCUACAAUUCUUGACACAACUAAUGAAAAUGCUAGAACAUGGUUUCAAAACACAUUGGAGGGGUUUAAGAGGCUUAAAAUUGAUGGUUUUAAAUUCGAUGCUGGUGAACUUAACUAUUUGCCACAAGAUUACAAUUUUAUAAUCCCUCAACCCAAUCCUAAUUAUUUUACCAAACUCUAUGUAGAAUUGGCAUCCAAGUUUCAACAACUUGGUGAAGUGCGAAGUUCAUACAAGUGUCAAAAGUAUGGGAUGUUUACAAGAAUUCUUGAUCGGGCAUCUCAUUGGGACACUGGCAAUGGACUACAUUCUGUUUUGACAGCGGCUCUGACUUUCAGCAUGAUAGGGUAUCCCUAUGUUUUGCCAGAUAUGGUGGGUGGUAAUGAGUAUUUUUAUAAGCCAAACAAGGAGCUGUAUGUUAGAUGGGCUCAACUUUCUGCCUUUUUACCUGCUAUUCAGUUUUCAAAGCCACCAUGGGAUUUUGAUAAUGAUAAAGAUGUUUUGGUAAUUGUAAAGGAGGCCUUAGCUAUUCGUAAAAACAUAUCUGAAGUGAUGUAUACUGCAGCAGAGAAUGCAGUGAUUACAGGCGAGCCAAUAAUCCGACCAUUAUGGUGGUACUGGCCAGUGGAUCAUGAGACGUUUGUUGUUGACACAGAAUUUAUGGUGACUGAAAAGUUCCUUGUUGCCCCCGUUAUGCAUUUAAAUAUUGUUUGGCAUACCAUAUAUUUGCCAGCUGGCGUAUGGAAAGAACAGUGGGGGAGGAAAAGCACAAUAAAUAUGACGAAGGGUGGAUAUCGUGGAUAUAAUGUUACAUUGAGAGAUGUUUGCUAUUUUGAGCUGCUUAGCAAAAAUUAGCACUAAAUAUAAUGUUCAAUAUUUGUAUUUGUGGGAAAAAAUGUUAAAUGAGUUGUACAGAUUGUCGUGGUUGUAGGUGAUAAUAUUUUUUUAUUUAAAAUUAUUUAUUCUGUUAAAUACAUUGUGUAAUUUGAAGCGUAUCUUAAUCUCAAUCAGAUUUGCUUUAAAAACAUUGUUUAACGUUUGAACAUUCUCAGCCUAACCAUUAAUGGCUUUAGUGUGCUUAAUUCUGCAUUGUAAAAAGUCCUCGCGAGUUGUUAGGCACACAUGUCACAUUUCCUUGGUGAGAUUCUAUGUAUUAUUAAUAGUUAUAUUUUUAUAAACGGACUACUCCAGACAAAAUUAAUUGCGUACUACAAUUAGACAUGUGUCAUUCCACUUUCAAAGCCAUGGUUUUUAAAUCCAUUAUGGGCUAUAAUUUUAAAUUGGAAAUUUAAUUUACAAUUAACAUCCGCAUUUAUUUAUUUUGAAUUAAAAGUUUCAUAAAAUUUGUUAUUUUAUGCCUUGUUUAGCUUGUAUAGUUUAUUGUUAUUAAGUUUAAUCUUUUUAUAAAACUGAUAAAAUUUGUUUAAUUUGUAUAUUAUAAUAAAUUUCGCUUUCACAUGUUUUUUAAAAAACACUUUAAAGCCAGGUAAAGCAUUUGAACUUGCUUAAUUUUUGCUGACUUUUUGAACCUGAUUAUAAAACAAAAAUUAGUCACCUGGGAACGAGAUUGUUUUUUUGUGAUGUUAUUGGUACAAAAAUAUCACUGUUUUCGUAAUCUUUUAUUAACCUAAAGACAUUUGUAUUUCGAAGAAAUUUGUGUCAAGGUUGUGGAACUUUAAUAGAUUUUAACUUGUUUAAAAACUUUUGGAUUGUGGAAAAGUUUUUACAUAUUUUUACAUGCGUAUUUUUAUUUUAAUAUGUUCAAACUAAUCUAUACUCUAGAGCACCAGAUAAAUGGGGGCUGGUGUAUAAAUUGUUUCGAAAAUCAAUACCUAUAGGGCGUUGGAGCAAUUAGAGGGUUGGAAACCAAAAAGCAUGAUAUUUUAAAAAGACUUUGUAAUUUUUUCAGAUAAUUGACUGCAUGUUAUAAUACGCGCAAAUUCGAUUUUUUUUUGCUGCGCGAGAAUUCAUACGCGUAAAAAUAGUACUGAUAAGGUAUAUUUAUAAAUAUAUUCCAUUUUCUUUUUGUGAUAUACAUAAUAAUUUUUGCAUUAAUUAUAACAAACAACGUUCUGGUUAUAUGUUAAUUUUCUUAUUAUUUUUCAUAUUCCACUAAUUUUUUUACAAAGCUAUUUUAACUUUUUAACACUCCUUACUUUAACCCACCCCACGAUGUAAAUUUUAUAUGUUGUCCAAAUAGCUUCCCAGGGUCGUUUGAUAUUGAGGGGAUGGUGCCUAUUUUAUGUGCACUUUUAAAAUUUGUCUUGUCAAUGUUUCACGGAAAAAUCAGGUUGUUAACUUAGUCAAAACUGAAUUCUCAAAAAGUCUGAAAUCUUUGACAUUUCGAAAUAGUUAACAACCUGAAAACAUUAAGUCCCGUUUUAUGGGAUUUGUGGGAUUGUUAUGGGAUUGUUUUAUCUCACUUUGAGGCACAAUUUAUAUAUGGUGAAGGAUCUUCUUAAUGUGUUUUCAGACUUUUUAAAGGACGCAACUUCAUUUUAUAAGUUUUUGUAACUUCUUGUAUUUCGCGGAUAUAGUAUUUAACGUCUGUAUAGAUUCGUUCUCUCUUGCCGUGAGCCGAAAAUCUGCGACAAACUUUCGAUAUCCGUUACAUUAAGUUCUCAAUGCUAUAAGGCUAUAUAAAAAUCACAGGGCUCCAAUAAGUUUUAAUUUUCUUACAUGCUUCUAUUUAGUAAACAAUCUUAAAAAAAAUGACCCAAAUCAAAAUUUGUUUUUUUAUAACUAGUCUUUUCGCAACCUCGUUCCCAAGGCUCCUUGCUGUACCUUUAAAAAAUAGAGGAUUCCUUGAGAACGAGGUUGUUGUUUACGAUGCAAAUAUUAAGAAAUAUUGUAAUUUUUCAUGUUUUAAUUUGUUUUCUUUGUAACUUCGAUCCUAGGGCUUGUUGUUUCUUUUGCAGCGCCAGUGAGAGACAAUUCCUCGGAACGAGGUUGUUUUAUUUGUAAUGUCUAGAUGUAGAUUAUAUCAAUUGUAAGAUAACUUGUUCUUAA
Molecule: messenger RNA, 5046 nt
Organism: Hydractinia symbiolongicarpus
Lineage: Eukaryota; Metazoa; Cnidaria; Hydrozoa; Anthoathecata; Hydractiniidae
Product: myogenesis-regulating glycosidase-like
Exons: 1
Coding region: 547-2892 (781 amino acids)
Biological process (GO): carbohydrate metabolic process
Molecular function (GO): hydrolase activity, hydrolyzing O-glycosyl compounds
Source: RefSeq, a predicted model, not a curated record